This is a messenger RNA of Lepus europaeus (European hare), 1875 nucleotides long. It is a transcript of the gene TXNRD2, whose product is annotated as thioredoxin reductase 2. Bases 205 to 1485 code for a protein of 426 amino acids. The transcript is spliced from 18 exons. Gene Ontology annotation, molecular function: flavin adenine dinucleotide binding; thioredoxin-disulfide reductase (NADPH) activity; glutathione-disulfide reductase (NADPH) activity. Gene Ontology annotation, cellular component: mitochondrion; cytosol. Gene Ontology annotation, biological process: cell redox homeostasis; glutathione metabolic process; cellular response to oxidative stress. The record is from RefSeq and is a predicted model, not a curated record. NCBI's taxonomy places the organism in Eukaryota, Metazoa, Chordata, Mammalia, Lagomorpha, Leporidae.
GGCGCGGCGCGGGGCGCUGCAGGGCAGCCGAACUAUGACCUCCUGGUGAUCGGCGGGGGAUCCGGCGGCCUGGCUUGUGCCAAAGAAGCCGCCCAGCUGGGAAGGAAGGUGGCCGUGGUGGACUUUGUGGAGCCUUCUCCCCGAGGCACCAGGUGGGGCCUCGGCGGCACCUGUGUGAACGUGGGCUGCAUCCCCAAGAAGCUGAUGCACCAGGCGGCUCUGCUGGGGGGCGCAAUCCGAGACGCCGGCCACUACGGCUGGGAGGUGGCCCAGCCCGCCCGGCACGACUGGAGCAAAAUGGCAGAAGCUAUUCAGAACCACAUCAGAUCCCUGAACUGGGGGCACCGCGUCCAGCUGCAGGAGAGGAAAAUCAAAUACUUGAACGUCAAGGCCAGGUUCAUCGACAAGCACACGGUUCUUGGUGUUAGUAAGGACAAGAAAGAGACUCUGCUCUCGGCGGAUCACAUCGUCAUUGCCACUGGAGGACGGCCCAGGUACCCCACGCUCGUCCAAGGUGCCUUGGAGUACGGGAUCACAAGCGACGACAUCUUCUGGCUGAAGGAAUCCCCCGGAAAAACGUUGGUCGUGGGGGCCAGCUACGUGGCCCUGGAGUGUGCCGGCUUCCUCACGGGGCUCGGGCUGGACACGACCAUCAUGAUCCGAAGCAUUCCCUUACGAGGCUUUGACCAGCAAAUGGCAUCUUUGGUCACGGACCACAUGGCCUCUCACGGCACCCGGAUCCUGAGGGGCUGCACCCCCUCCCGGGUGGCAAGGCUCCCGGACGGCAGGCUCCAGGUCACCUGGGAGGACCGCACCUGUGGCAAGGAGGACUCGGGCAUCUUCAACACCGUCCUGUGGGCCAUAGGUCGGGUUCCGGAAACGAGGGGCCUCAACCUGGAGGGCGCCGGGGUGGAGACCAACCCUGAGAGUCAGAAGAUCCUGGUGGACGCCCACGACGCCACCUCCGUCCCCCACAUCUACGCCAUUGGCGACGUCGCCGAGGGGCGGCCCGAGCUGACCCCCACGGCCAUCAUGGCAGGGAAGCUCCUGGCGCAGCGGCUGUUCGGGGGGUCCUCAGACCUGAUGGAUUACAGCAACGUCCCCACGACCGUCUUCACCCCGCUGGAGUACGGCUGUGUGGGGCUGUCGGAGGAGGAGGCUGUGGCUCGCCACGGACGGGAGCAGAUUGAGGUUUAUCACGCAUAUUACAAACCUCUGGAGUUCACGGUGGCCGAGCAGGACGCGUCCCAGUGUUACAUAAAGAUGGUGUGCCUGCGGCAGCCCCCACAGCCCGUGCUGGGCCUGCACUUCCUCGGUCCCAACGCUGGAGAAGUCACUCAAGGAUUCGCGCUGGGGAUCAAGUGCGGGGCCUCCUACGCGCAGGUGAUACGGACGGUCGGCAUCCACCCAACCUGUGCCGAGGAGAUGGUCAAGCUGCGCAUCUCCAAGCGGUCAGGCCUGGACCCCACUGUGACGGGCUGCUGAGGUUAAGCCGCCAUCCCUGCCAGGCCAAGGGCGCACGGCGCAGUGCCCACCCCACCCCCAGGCUCCUCGGGGGGUGCCCAGACCCAGGGUCCCUGCAUGGCCAGGCAGAUGUGAGCAGAGGGGCUAGCCUGGCCUCUGGUAGCCCGCCCUCUCCCCCCGAAGAGCUCGGAGCAAGCGCCCACUUGUGCAGCUGCAGCCGCUGUGUGCCCUGCAGGGAUGGCCCCAUGGGGUCGUGAGCCCCUUCUCCUGCACCCUGCCCCCUUCCUCCUGGGGCCAGGCCCCUGGCUCCCCACGCCAGCUGAUGACGGCCUGGGCAGAAACCCACCACGUGGGCUGUUCACGUCCGAUCAAACCCCCUGGCGUCUCUGGACUGCAAAUAAACAAUUUCUU